Amphiprion ocellaris (clown anemonefish) is the source of this 2864-nucleotide messenger RNA. RefSeq names its product protein kinase, cAMP-dependent, catalytic, beta b (gene prkacbb). Gene Ontology annotation, molecular function: cAMP-dependent protein kinase activity; ATP binding. Lineage: Eukaryota; Metazoa; Chordata; Actinopteri; Pomacentridae. Gene Ontology annotation, cellular component: nucleus; cAMP-dependent protein kinase complex. The transcript is spliced from 10 exons. Gene Ontology annotation, biological process: peptidyl-serine phosphorylation. Bases 434 to 1489 code for a protein of 351 amino acids. The record is from RefSeq and is a predicted model, not a curated record.
AGGUGUCAUCCCGUAUCUGUGAAUGCAACUGUGAUGCUUCAAAAACGCGGAAGCGAUCCCGCUCUGGUGUCUUGUCGGAGACAUCUCUGGCCAAUCCGAGCCCGAACCACACCGUGAAUGCAGCUGGUGAGGGUUGGGGGAGCAGCUUAGUCAGAAACACCAGUGACCGCUAGCUACAUGUCAGCCGCACAGACAUCACCGAAGUAGCAGCAGCGGAGAGCUUUCGGAGGGAAGAAGGAGAGGGAGAGACCGAGGGAGAGCGAGGGGGCAGUCCGAAGGGUAAAGGGACGUUAUUUCCUCACGUUUGAACCGAGUAAACAGUCGCGCCGAUUCGGUUUCAUAUGUUUUAAGGACCUCGAAGAACAUAAGCUGGAAGGUUAGCUAGCUGCCGCCAUCUCUUCUCAGUCGGAGCGACCGCCGUGUCUUCCACACCAUGGGGAACGCUGCCACCGCCAAGAAGGGCAACGAGCUAGAGAGCGUGAAAGAGUUUCUAGCCAAAGCCAAAGAGGAUUUCUUACGGAAAUGGGAAUGCCCACCACAGAGCACAACGUGCCUAGAUGACUUUGACAGAUUAAAGACCCUGGGUACCGGCUCAUUUGGGAGAGUCAUGCUGGUGAAACACAAAGGAACAGAGCAAUACUUUGCCAUGAAAAUACUGGACAAGCAGAAGGUGGUGAAACUCAAGCAAAUAGAACACACAUUAAAUGAGAAGAGGAUAUUACAGGCAGUGAGCUUUCCCUUUCUCGUCAAACUUGAGUACUCAUUUAAGGACAACUCCAAUUUGUACAUGGUAAUGGAAUAUGUUCCAGGAGGAGAGAUGUUCUCACACCUAAGACGAAUUGGAAGGUUCAGUGAACCACAUGCGCGGUUUUAUGCGGCCCAGAUAGUGCUGACAUUUGAAUACCUCCACUCACUAGAUCUCAUAUACAGAGAUCUAAAACCUGAGAAUCUUCUCAUUGACCACCACGGCUACAUUCAGGUGACAGACUUUGGAUUUGCCAAGCGGGUAAAAGGCAGGACCUGGACAUUGUGUGGGACACCGGAGUACCUGGCGCCUGAAAUCAUUCUCAGCAAAGGCUAUAACAAAGCAGUGGACUGGUGGGCCCUUGGAGUCCUCAUCUAUGAAAUGGCAGCUGGCUACCCUCCUUUCUUUGCAGAUCAACCUAUUCAGAUCUAUGAGAAGAUUGUGUCUGGAAAGGUACGAUUCCCGUCACACUUCAGCUCCGAUUUGAAGGACUUGUUGAGAAACCUGCUGCAGGUGGAUCUGACUAAACGUUACGGCAACCUGAAGAAUGGAGUCAAUGACAUUAAGGGCCACAAAUGGUUCGCCACAACAGACUGGAUCGCAAUCUAUGAGAGAAAGGUUGAAGCUCCAUUCAUACCAAAAUGCAGAGGCCCAGGGGACACCAGCAACUUUGAUGACUACGAGGAGGAGGAAAUCCGUGUUUCUUUAACGGAAAAAUGCGCCAAGGAGUUUGCAGAGUUUUAGGACGCGAGUACAUGGAUAUAUCAGGGAAAAUAAGGGGAUCUUUGCACUCUUCUAAAGACUUGGGAUGGGGAGAGACCAUCUUUUUCAGAUCUACGACAUAGUCCCUUCAUUCCACAAGGCUGAAUGAGGUCGCCAUGAUCCUUGGGUGCCGCUCACUGUCACAUACACCUGCGUAUUAAAGCAGACACAUCACUUUUCUCUUUUCUUUGUUUUUGUACCUACCCACAGUUUUGUUUUUUUGUUUUUUUACUUUGAAGCAGUUAGUCUUGGAUGUUGUUAUCCCCCAUUCAAAUGUGACAUUUUUGACUUAUGAGGAAAAACUGAGACAGUGGCCAACAAUAGUCCACACACUGUAACUGACUUGUCUGUGGUUGUUUGACACACAGUGAAGUGGGUUGCAGCGUAUUGCCCUGUAGUCGUCAGCAGUGUAUAUUUGAAGUCCACAUCGCAUUGGCUAUUGUAAAGUUCUGGCCAGCAUACAAAGGUAGAUUUUGUCUUAUGUGCAUAUCUGUCAGUUUUUGUAAGACGUUUGAACACAAAGAGUGUUUAAAGCAUGACCAAAUAGAGAACAUUGGGUGACACAAGAAGAGAGGUCCCUUCCUUUCUUUGCUUUUUGCCUUAGAGAGCCGAUUCCUCAGAUCCAUACAAAAGCAUCCAUUCACUGUCCUCUUGGGUAUUCAGGCCCAGGCACAGCAAGCCAUUGCAGUAAAAUGACAAACUUUGUUACGUUAGUAAAAUGCAAAUUCAUUUGUUUGUUUGAUCUUUUUGGAUCUGUUAGUUACAUGUAAAAUUUGUCAUUUGCUAUCUUGCUACUUUUUGUCGCUGUGUCUAACAUUAUAGUCAUAUUGUCCCUAGAUUUCAGGUCUUCUUAUAAAGACCUUUUGUUACAAGUCUGUGGAACAAUGUGACUUCAGUAAAUGGAAAAGAGUGAAAUCCAGUGAGGAUUUUUAUUGCAUAUAAUGUAAAACUGAGAGGAGGAUCAGUGUGAAUAGUGUUGAGGCUUUUUGCCACAGCAUUGUUAGUAAAAGUACAGAAUUUAUAAUGUAUUAAAUGAAAGAUGUUCUAAAAAUCAUGAGAAACAGGCAAUGAAAACUGCAUAUUUACCAUAAUCUCCCUGUUACCACCCCCGAAAGAUUUCUUUGUUUCAUUCUUGUCAAAGAAUGUAGAUUUGCAACUUAUAGGUAUGCAUAUUUGAAAGCUUGAUUUCAAAGUACAGUUUUCCUCACAAUACACUGGCUAAAAUAAAGACUGCUCCUUUGUAUCACAUGUAACCCUGUUAUUGUUAAGCUCAUUACAUUAUACGUAUAUGCAUUGUUUCAUAUAUGUUUUUAUUUAUACACAUUAGAGAUGCUAAUAAAUUUUAUUUUUAAAAGUG